This is a messenger RNA of Lottia gigantea (owl limpet), 1473 nucleotides long. RefSeq lists its product as hypothetical. The transcript has 14 exons. Lineage: Eukaryota; Metazoa; Mollusca; Gastropoda; Lottiidae. Bases 1 to 1473 code for a protein of 490 amino acids. The record is from RefSeq and is a predicted model, not a curated record.
AUGGCGAAGUUAUUAUCAAUAGUUUUAAUUAUAUUCAUACAAAAUCAAGCGACAACCUCCAAAAAACCUCACAUUCUUUUUAUUGUUGCUGAUGACUUGGGAUGGAAUGAUAUUGGUUUUAGAAAUCUCGAUAUCUUAACACCUACCAUAGAUAAAUUGGCUAGUCAAGGUGUUAUUUUUAACUCAUCAUAUGUUUUACCAGUAUGUAGCCCUUCAAGAUCUGCCUUCCUGUCUGGUUACUAUCCAUUUAAAACGGGCUUCCAGCACUUUGUCUUGGGUGCGUAUCAGAAUGUAUGUUUACCAUUGGACCUUACUCUGUUACCCCAACAAAUGAAGAAAGCUGGAUAUGCAACACAUGCUGUUGGCAAGUGGCAUCUAGGAUUUUGUAACUGGAAUUGUACACCGACAUACAGAGGUUUUGAUUCCUAUUUGGGAUAUUAUAAUGCUGCUACAGAUCAUUAUACUCAUAAACUAGUGAAUUACUAUGAUAUGCACGACAAUGAAAAACCAGCAUGGAAAUACUAUGGACAAUACGCAGGAUAUUUUUUCACCGAUAGAUCACUGGAAAUAAUCAGAUCACAUGAUACAGAUAUACCACUGUUUCUUUAUCUUCCUUUUCAAAAUGUUCAUGAACCAAUUCAGGUUCCAGAAGAAUACGCCGAUCUUUAUCCUCAUGUUGGUAAUUAUGGAAGGAAACAUUUCUCAGGAAUGGUCAGCUUCCUAGAUGAGUCCAUCAAAAAUAUUACAUAUGCUUUGAGAGAUAAAAACAUGUUGAACGAUACAUUAAUCUUAUUUACAGCAGACAACGGUGCCGAACUGUUAUAUUAUGGUAAUAAUUACCCACUACGUGGUGGUAAACAUACAUUAUGGGAAGGUGGAACUCGAGCAACUGCUUUCAUGACCGGCUAUGGUUUACAACAUACUGGUAUUCAUUAUGAUGGUUUGAUCCAUGCUGUUGAUUGGAUGCCAACAUUGAUAGGAGCUGCUGGGGCAGAACAAGGUAGGUUGAUAUUUCAUGUUCAGUCCAUACCUGGUAUUGAUGGUAUAAAUCAAUGGGAUUCUAUCAGAAUGAAUCAACCUUCAAAAAGAACAGAAUUUAUUUAUAACUUAGAUGAUUUCUUUAUUCCUUCUCAGGGACAAGCUGCAAUCAGAGAUGGUGAUUGGAAAUUGAUAUUAGGUUAUCCAGGUCUCUAUGAUGGUUGGUAUAAACCAAUGAAUGAUACUAAAGAUACUCCACUGUAUGAUUUUAUUUAUACUCCUGGUGAUAAACCAGCUAGACUCUUUAAUAUAAAAGAUGACCCCAAUGAGUAUAAUGAUGUGUCUAAAGAACAACCUGAAAUUGUCCAGAAAUUAACUGCCAAGAUCAGUGAAUACAGAAAAUCAAUGGUACCAGCACUCUAUCCAAAGAGUGAUCCUGAAGCCAAUACUGUUGCGCGAAGAAAUGGAGGAGUGUGGACCCCUGGUUGGUGUUAA